Carcharodon carcharias (great white shark) is the source of this 3294-nucleotide messenger RNA. Its product is annotated as zinc finger protein 271-like. Bases 518 to 1861 code for a protein of 447 amino acids. Gene Ontology annotation, biological process: negative regulation of transcription by RNA polymerase II. Lineage: Eukaryota; Metazoa; Chordata; Chondrichthyes; Lamniformes; Lamnidae. The transcript is spliced from 2 exons. The record is from RefSeq and is a predicted model, not a curated record. Gene Ontology annotation, molecular function: DNA-binding transcription repressor activity, RNA polymerase II-specific.
UCAGAGAUUCCAUCCCCCCGUCCAAUCAAAUGAGGGGAAGGCGAGAGCAAAGUUUAUCGAGACAUCCCAUAAUAUCCACAAUUUCCUGUAGGGACUGAAAAUCAAGUGAGGAGAUGAAGGAUUGCACCAUAAUACAGCAGAGAAUACAGAGAGGAUAGACACCACAGGUACAUCCUGACCAGCACCCAACUGCACAACUGUGGGAAGACAUCCAGUCCCUUCACAACAUUGCGCAACACAGAGAAGGUUGGGUAAUGAAACCAUCAUCUGGAAAUUGGUCAGGGGGAGGUUUGACAUAUCAUCAGAUCUGAAACUGGUUAGUAGUGUGAAACCUUCCCUCAGAACAAACUUUUCCGAAGGUUCAGCUGUGGGCGAUCAGUCAGGGUGAGGCUGGGAAGAAGUGAGUGUGCUCCAAGUGUGGCGAGAGCUUCAAUCAUUCAUCGAGCCUCAUGAACCACUGACUCCUACAGGUGAGGCUGUUCAAGUGUGAGCCAUGUGAGGAGGGCUCCACAGGCUCAUGGGAUCUCCUAAUGCACAAGACACAUCUGUAACGACCUCUGUUGAGAUGCGGGAGCCAAUGGAAGAGAAAGGAUUCAAGUCUGAGGCUUGUGAUAAAGCUUUUGUGACAUCUUCGAAUAUCCUGACACACCAGAGGAUUCACCUGGGGUCGAAACCCUUCAGGUGUGAGGUUUGUGAAGUGACUUUCACCAAGUCCUCCAAUCUCCUGAGACACCGGAGGAUUCACACAGGGGAGAAGCCAUUCACGUGUGAGGUGUGUGACAAAUCAUUCUCACAGUCAUCCAACUUCCUCAACCACCAACGCAUUCACACCGGGGAGAAACCAUUCAAAUGUGACGUAUGUGACAAAUCAUUCUCACGGUCAUCAGACCUGCGUGUACACCAACGCACUCACACAGGGGAGAAACCAUUCACAUGUGAGGUAUGCAACAAAUCAUUCUCGCAGUCAUCGCACCUCCUCAACCACCAACGCAUUCACACUGGGGAGAAACUAUUCAUGUGCGAGGUGUGCACCAAAUCAUUUUCAGAAUCCUCGACCCUCCGGGAACACCAACGCAUUCACACAGGGGAGAGACCGUUCAGGUGUGAGGUUUGUGAUAAAUCAUUUUCAUGGUCAUCGGACCUCCGUGUCCACCAACGCAUCCACACAGGGGAGAGACCAUUCAUGUGCAAAGUGUGUAACGAAUCAUUCACGCAUUUAUCGACCCUCCGCACACACCAACGCAUUCACACAGGGGAGAAACCAUUCAAGUGUGAGGUGUGCAAUAAAUCAUUCACUCAGUCAUCUAACCUCCGUGUACACCAACGCAUUCACACAGGGGAGAAACCAUUCCAUUGUGAAGUGUGUGACAAAUCAUUCUCACAGUUAUCAAAACUCCUGCUCCAUCUGACAGUCCACACCGGGGUGAAACCAUUCACGUGUGAAGUGUGUGACAAAUCAUUCUCGCGGUCUCAGUACCUCUGCGUACACCAACGCAUCCACACUGGGGAGAGACCGUUCAAGUGUGAGGUGUGUGGCAAAGCCUUCACACAGUUAUCGAAGCUCCUGGUCCACCAGAGGAUCCACACAGGGGAGAAGCCAUUCACGUGUGAGAUGUGUGAUAAAUCAUUCUCACAGUCAUCAAGUCUCCGUAGCCACCAACGCAUCCACACUGGGGAGAGACCGUUCAAGUGUGAGGUGUGUGACAAAGCCUUCAUGCAGUUAUCAAAGCUCCUGGUCCAUCAGAGGAUCCACACAGGGGAGAAGCCAUUCACGUGCGAGGUGUGCAAUAAAUCAUUCUCGCAGUCUCGAACCCUCCGUGUACAUCAACACAUUCACACAGAAGUGACAGUUCGAGUGUGAGGUAUACGACAAAAUCUUCACAAAGUUUUCGAAGCUCCAGGUCCAUCAGACAGUCCACACGGGAGAAACCAUUGAAGUGUGAAAUGUGCAACAAAUCAUUCUUACAGUCACCUAAACUCCUGCUCCAUCAGAGGAUCCACACCAGCGAGUAACCAUUGAAGUGUGAGGUUUGUGAUAAAGCUUUUUUGAUGUUUUUGAUGUGAGGUCUCGGUUUGAGUUCUGUCAGAAAUCCUUCACACGGUUGAAGGACCUCCUGGAACAUCAAUGAACCCACAUGGGAACUACCUAACCAAGCUGUAGUCAAUCUUUCAUCGGAGUGUGAAUGUCUACACAACCUCACUGCAAAGGAUAUCCAGUGGUAUUGGGGCACAGAACAAGAAGCAGCUUUCACUCAUAUUAAACAACUAGUGAUGACAAGAGUGCUGAGGUACGAUGAAGUCAUUGGUGAAGUCACCCUGCAGUGAGAUGCCAGUGAAACAGGAAUUAGAGCAACCCUCAUGCAGCAAGGACAACCAGUUGUGUUUGUAUCCAGAAUGUUAACACAAACUGAACGAUGCUAUGCCCCAUCAGUCUUAGUAUCAGCACCUAUGUGGAGUAUCUUGCAAACAAAAAGGGGGAUGUUUGGAUAAAUUCCUUUUUAUGCUGUGGCUUCCCAUAUUAAUGUGACCUCUGAUGUCAUCAUAUGUAAAUAAAGGUUUAUGGGCUGUAACCAUUUUACACACCACAUGGAACAUUAUUUAAAAUUCAAAUGGCUCCAAACAAAGAUGAGUUUCCUGAAGCUUGGGAAACUGACCGGUGAAACGGAGGCGACUUUGAGCAGCAGAUCCGGUGGAGAUUUAAACUUGUAAUUGUCCCAUCUGAAUAAAACCUUAUUUAUUGCAGCUACUGUCUCAGUUCCCCCAGGCAAACAGAGUCAGUAGUUUGACAGAGAUUUUAGUGUGAGAAAAGCAUUCUUCAUCCUCGGAGGCUUUCAAACUGACAACAUCAGUGUGGGAUGUGUAGCCUUGGAUGUGUUUGACAGCAGAUCAGAAGAGGGAGACCCACAGCAUCCAAGGCAGCGAUGAUGUGCAGUGGUGGGGUCAGCACACAUACAGGAACUGGGGAGUAAUUUCUCCCUCCCCCUCUUUCUAUAGUGUUGAGGGUGGUUAGAAUUCGUUUUGAUUUUAAUAAAAACUGAUUCCAUAAACUCCAAUCGAUUUAAAGCCAAGAGUGUUGAAUGGGUUAAUAAAACGAGGUCAGGGAAGCCCUUUGGAGCUCACGGUGGUGGCUUCUUCAGCCAUUUUGUUUCAUGCAUUAUUGUAUCACUUUAUUACGAGUAAUUGAAAGCUUUGAAUAGGCCUUGAUUGAGUUAGGUUGUUGAUAACAUAAUUUAUGAAUUACCUAUGUAAUCGAUUUUUGAUUGCUCCAUAUAAUAAACAACAAAUAUACAACAA